Fusarium sp. VM40 is the source of this 411-nucleotide messenger RNA. The record is from the annotation of a GenBank genome assembly. NCBI's taxonomy places the organism in Eukaryota, Fungi, Ascomycota, Sordariomycetes, Hypocreales, Nectriaceae.
AUGUCUCUUCCUAGCCGCUUCAGUAUCUAUAUCGAUGGACGACCCGUUGCCAUCCCACAAGAGCCACAGGAAAAUCACCACCCGAUUUUCGAUGCCCAAGCCGGAAACCCUGGUGCUGGAACCCCUCCUGCCGUCUUUGAGGUGCAGGAAGGCCAAGGUGGUAUUCAGCUUGUCUCUGGCUCUUAUGCUUUGGGCCGUUUCCAGGUUGAGGACAUGAGUCUUAUGCCCAAGCGUGUUGGCUGGUGCAAGAGAGACGAGGCUCAGAUGCUGCAGCCUAUUCACGUUCGCAACGAAGGCAACGGUCCUGAAUUGAGCUUCUCGGGUGCCAAAUUGGCGUUUAUCGAUAACAAACUUUUUGCCCCUCUUCUCCCAGACCAUUCUGCUAAAAAGAUCGAGAUUCGACCCAUGUAG